ACGAGGAUGUUGGUGUGCACGACCUUUGGUUCCAAAAAGACGGCGCUAAUUAUCAUACAGCCAACGAAACAAUCAAUUUAUUUAAAAAAAAUAGUGAGCGCAUCACCUCGCUUUAUGAGCCUAUACCGUGAUUUAACACCGUGUAGUACAAGGAUGGGGUCAUGUGUAGAAGUUCACGCAAGUGAGGAAAGUUCUCUGAUCGCCAUUCACUUGGGAGUGGCCAGAAACGAUUCUUUUACAUAUGACUCAAGCAGCUCACGACUUCCGGUCUUUGACCAAGUAUCCUCUGGGUAGCCUAAGAACAUCCGUUCGAAGGUGAGCUAAAGUGAGAAGGCGAAACACCCCUGCAUAGGGUUGUGCGCUGGGUUUGGGACCCGCCACGUAAAAAGCUCACCCCAAUGAAAAACCAACAGCAGCCUCGGAUGAGAGACCCCCCUUUUGAUGACGACCAUGGCAAACGAAAGAAGGACUACGAAUUAAGGGCAUGCACCUGGAAUGUCCGGUCCCUUAAUUGGGAAGGUGCCGCUGCCCAGCUGGUUGAUGUCCUCGUAAAAACAAAGGCUGACAUCACCGCCGUCCAAGAAAUGCGAUGGACGGGACAAGGACAGAGACGAGUAGGUCCUUGUGACAUUUACUACAGUGGCCAUAUAAAGGAGCGCAAGUUUGGUGUGGGAUUCGUGGUGGGAGAGAGACUCCGUCGCCGAGUACUAUCAUUCACUCCGGUGAAUGAACGUCUAGCCACAAUCCGCAUCAAAGCGAGGUUCUUCAACAUAUCGCUGAUCUGCGCCCACGCUCCGACGGAUGAGAAGGACGAUGUGACCAAAGAUGCCUUUUAUGAGUGCUUGGAACGCACUUAUGAGAGAUGCCCCCGCCACGAUGUCAAAAUCGUGCUUGGCGACUUCAACGCCAGGGUGGGCAAAGAAGGUAUCUUUGGCACUACGGUCGGUAAAUUCAGCCCCCACGAGGAAACAUCCCCAAAUGGGUUGAGGCUGAUCGACUUCGCCGGGGCCCGAAAUAUGGUUAUCUGUAGUACUAGAUUCCAGCACAAAAAAAUUCAUCAAGCUACCUGGCUGUCUCCGGAUCGAAAAACUACCAACCAGAUCGAUCAUGUUGUGAUAGACGGAAGACACGUCUCCAGUGUUUUAGAUGUGCGUGCGCUCCGAGGCCCUAACAUCGACUCGGACCACUAUCUUGUUGCAGCCAAGAUUCGCACCCGCCUCUGUGCAGCAAAAAACGCACGCCAACAAACACAAGGAAGGUUCGACGUCGAAAAGCUGCAAUCACAACAGACUGCCGAACGAUUUUCUACUCGGCUUGCACUCCUGCUCUCUGAGAGCACUCAUCAACAACUCGGUAUAAGGGAACUGUGGGACGGCAUUUCAAACUCCUUACGUACAGCUGCAUCCGAAACCCUUGGUUUUCGGAAAGUGCAAAAGAACAACUGGUACGACGAGGAGUGCCGCGCCGCAGCGGAGAGAAAACGGGCUGCCUACCUCGCAACGUUACCAUCGACCACAACACGUGCGGGAUGGGAUAGAUACCGAGAAUUGAAGAAGGAAGCGAGACGCAUCUGCAGACAGAAAAAGAAAGAGGCCAAAUGCGUGAGUAUGAAGAGCUUGAUAAGCUGGCCUACAGGGGUAAUGCUCGAAAAUUCUACGAAAAAAUGCGGCGGCUUACAGAAGGUUUCAAGACCGGAGCAUCUCUUGUAGAACCCCCAAAGGUGAUCUAGUCACUGAUGCCCAGAGCAUAGUUAAAUUAUGGAGGGAACACUUCUCCAGCCUGCUGAAUGGCAGUGAACGCACAACACCAGGAGAAGGAGAACCCGAUUCCCCAAUCGAUGACGAUGGAGCAGACGUUCCAUUACCCGACCAUGAAGAAGUUCGAAUAGCAAUUGCCCGCCUCAAGAACAACAAAGCGGCAGGGGCCGACGGACUACCGGCCGAGCUAUUCAAACACGGCGGCGAAGAACUAAUAGGGAGCAUGCAUCAGCUUCUUUGUAAAAUAUGGUCGGACGAGAGCAUGCCCAACGAUUGGAAUUUAAGUGUGCUAUGCCCAAUCCAUAAAAAAGGAGACCCCACAAUCUGCGCCAACUACCGUGGGAUUAGCCUCCUCAACAUCGCAUACAAGGUUCUAUCGAGCGUAUUGUGUGAAAGAUUAAAGCCCACCGUCAACAAACUGAUUGGACCUUAUCAGUGUGGCUUCAGACCUGGAAAAUCAACAACCGACCAGAUAUUCACCAUGCGCCAAAUCUUGGAAAAGACCCGUGAAAGGAGAAUCGACACACACCACCUCUUCGUCGAUUUCAAAGCUGCUUUCGACAGCACGAAAAGGAGCUGCCUUUAUGCCGCGAUGUCUGAAUUUGGUAUCCCCGCAAAACUAAUACGGCUGUGUAAACUGACGUUGAACAACACGAAAAGCUCCGUCAGGAUCGGGAAGGACCUCUCCGAGCCGUUCGAUACCAAACGAGGUUUCAGACAAGGCGACUCCCUAUCGUGCGACUUCUUCAACCUGCUCCUGGAGAAAAUAGUUCGAGCUGCAGAACUAAACAGAGAAGGUACCAUCUUCUAUAAGAGUGUACAGCUGUUGGCGUAUGCCGACGAUAUUGAUAUCAUCGGCCUCAACACCCGCGCCGUUAGUUCUGCUUUCUCCAGGCUGGACAAGGAAGCACAGAAAAUGGGUCUGGCAGUGAACGAGGGCAAGACGAAAUAUCUCCUGUCAUCAAACAAACAGUCGUCGCACUCGCGACUUGGCUCUUACGUCACUGUUGACAGUCAUAACUUUGAAGUCGUAGAUAAUUUCGUCUAUCUUGGAACCAGCGUAAACACCACCAACAAUGUCAGCCUAGAAAUCCAACGCAGGAUAACUCUUGCCAACAGGUGCUACUUCGGACUGAGUAGGCAAUUGAAAAGUAAAGUCCUCUCUCGACGAACAAAAGCCAAACUCUAUAAGUCGCUCAUAAUUCCCGUCCUGCUAUAUGGUGCAGAGGCUUGGACGUUGUCAACAACUGAUGAGUCGACGUUGGGAGUUUUCGAGAGAAAAGUUCUGCGAAAGAUUUAUGGUCCUUUGCGCGUUGGCCACGGCGAAUAUUGCAUUCGAUGGAACGAUGAGCUGUACGAGAUAUACGACGACAUUGACAUAGUUCAGCGAAUUAAAAGACAGCGGCUACGCUGGCUAGGUCAUGUGGUCCGAAUGGACGAAAACACUCCAGCUCUGAAAGUAUUCGACGCAGUACCCGCCGGGGG
This is a messenger RNA of Bactrocera neohumeralis, 3242 nucleotides long. Its product is annotated as craniofacial development protein 2-like. NCBI's taxonomy places the organism in Eukaryota, Metazoa, Arthropoda, Insecta, Diptera, Tephritidae. Gene Ontology annotation, cellular component: nucleus. The transcript has 2 exons. Gene Ontology annotation, biological process: chromatin remodeling. Gene Ontology annotation, molecular function: catalytic activity. The record is from RefSeq and is a predicted model, not a curated record. Bases 399 to 1709 code for a protein of 436 amino acids.